Messenger RNA from Bombus huntii, 4609 nucleotides. Its product is annotated as katanin p60 ATPase-containing subunit A-like 2. Bases 2996 to 4546 code for a protein of 516 amino acids. Gene Ontology annotation, molecular function: protein binding; ATP binding; ATP hydrolysis activity. The transcript is spliced from 14 exons. NCBI's taxonomy places the organism in Eukaryota, Metazoa, Arthropoda, Insecta, Hymenoptera, Apidae. The record is from RefSeq and is a predicted model, not a curated record.
CUGAGCGAAUGUAGGGGUGAUUCCUUGAUAAUUAUAAAUGUCAUCAGCCCACAUCAUUGUGCCACUUCUUUGUACUCCAGCCUCUAGAUUAACAGCCUAAACAAACAUACAAAAUUUUAUAGAAGCUGUACAAAAUAUAGUAUAUAUGCGCAAUAUUGAAUCGUUCAAGGGGAUAUAAAGGUAAUGUACAUCACAUACACGUGUACUCUCAUGCAACAAAAUACAAUUAGAUUUAAUAGUAUAAGCUCUUUUAUUCAUCAUAAUAGAUUGGAAAUUUAAGUGUCUUACGAGGGUGAGUAAAAAGUUACCCGCUCUGUCGGUGUAGAAUUUAUUUUAAGCAAUUGUCAAAAAAGACAUACAUCAUUUUUUGACAUAAUCACUCGAUUUCUGUAUACACUUUAUCCAUUUGCCGAAGGACCUUCGUAUUUUCUCAUUAAAAAAUGUUUUGGGCUGAGCUGCGAACCACGAAUGCAUCGUCGUCUUCACCUUUUCAUCAGCUUUUUCGGCAUCCAUCUCGCACAAACUUUUUAAAAUCCAAAUCUGUCGUGCACUAUUGCAUAAGCAGAGCCGUGGCUGAUUUGCAAAUGAUUUGCCACAUUAUCCAGUGUCACUCGUCUAUUCCAUAGAGCAUAAGUUCAUGAGCACGUUCAAUGUUGUCAUCGUGGAUGUGGACGGGCGUCCAGCUGUUUUUUCAUAACACUUGUGCGAUCUUCUUUGAACUUUUGUGCCCAUUCAAACACACUUCGUGACAAAACACUUUCUCCAUAAUGUGCAUUAAAUCUUUGAUAAAUAUAGGCAUCAAACAUAACCUCCGACCACAAGAAACGAAUCACAGCAUUCUGCACUGUUUUCCUGCAAAUCACCAUUGCAAAGCGCCAUUACUCGCGCAACGGUCACAAACGAAUUGACGUAACACAAAGAAACCUGCGCAGCAGCACUGAACAGAUAUUGACGUCAUACGAAGAGUGCAGAUGGAUCAAUACGGUCGACAGAAGUUUUAACUAUCUGGAGUGCGGAUAAAUUUUUACUGAGAGUCGUAUAGGAAUCUAUAAUCUAGUACUUUCCAAAAUACGCCGAGAGUAUUCCUGAUGGUGAAACGAGCGUUGCUUCAUCGAACGCAGCUAAAGCAAACAACAUCUAUGUAGUUGGUGGUACGAUGCCUGAAAUAGAGUGCGAUAAAUUGUACAAUACCUGUACUAUUUGGGGUCCCGGUGGAACUUUGAUAGCAAGACACCGAAAGGUACAUCUAUUCGACAUCGACAUUCCUAAUAAGAUUACUUUUCGAGAGAGUGAUUCACUCAGUCCUGGUAACUCCCUAACGACGUUCGAUGUGAAGGGCUGCAAAAUAGGUAUUGGCAUUUGCUAUGAUAUUAGAUUCGAGGAAAUGGCACGCAUUUAUCGGAACAAAGGUUGCCAAAUGCUGAUAUAUCCAGCGGCAUUCAAUAUGACCACUGGACCACUGCACUGGUCAUUACUUCAGCGUUUCAGAGCGAAUGAUAAUCAAUUAUACGUUGCCUGCAUAUCACCGGCUCGUGUUCCUUAAGCAAGUUACGUCGCAUGGGGACAUACACAGUUGACCAAUCCCUGGGGAAAGAUUCUUUACGAUUUGGAAACUCAAGAGAAUAUGGCAGUCACCGAUAUCAAAAAAAAAAAAAAAAAAAAAAAAAAAAAAAAAAAAAAAAAAACUGGCGAACCGUGUGUUACCACAACGAGACACGCGAUGCUAUUUGUCGCUUUAAAUUGUGCCGCAACUCGUUUUUGAGAUCUUUGCCAGGGGCGCGUUAGAACACGCUGAAAAUAUAUUUCUGGCUUUUCUGGGGUUUAACUGAAAUAUGACAAAUAACGUUGUAAAACAUAUGUACUUAUGACUUACAGAGUAAUUGAGUGUACAAAAUAUAUAGUAUACAAAAUAGCCAGCGAUUUAGGGCUUUAAAAGAUCAAAAGGAAAGAAAAGAAAAGAAAAGAAGAAAGAUAAUAUGUUGUGGCAGUCUAAGUCGAUCUAAGAAAAUAGAUAAAGGGAGGGAGGGGCAAAGCUAGUUAAUCUGGAAAGAAUCCAAGCGUCAAUUUCAAGCAUUUACAGAGAAUCAAGCGGGCUGGUUAAAGUCGUGGGUUGAGCAAUUAUCCCGCGUUAGGUUCAAUCAGAUACUUCUGGCUAGUGCAGUACCUACACGGUGGUUGUUGAAAUAGCCGCUUCUCAUCUAUUUUCCGCAGCGCGGACAUCAUCCUUUGAUCCCUUACGACUAACGAAGUUUUCGAAGAUGUGCGGCAGUUUGAGAUUCUACUUGAAAAUGAUCAUGAUUGCGGUCUGUGUGCCGUCUGCUCUUCUUUUUGUCCUUCCGUUAAAGACUGGUGUAUUCUGUGCGGCUAAAGCAGUCACCUAAUGAAUUAUUGAGUACCAGGAAUGUUAGCGGUAAACAGGAUUGCGGCUAUGAAUGAUUCUCUAAUGUCUAUAUUAGAGAUGAAUUUGAUAAUUUAUCCUCAUAAUAUGCAAUCCGCUUUUAAGUGGAAAUCAUAAUUAACAAUUUCUGUUUGAUUAAAUAUGAAGAGCAGAUAAAUCGAUACGCUUAAAUCAAUAUUAGAAUUUCUUAACAUUUUUAUCAAAUAUUUUAGCACUGUAAAAGCGUCGUAGUAGAGAAAUAUUAGGUUGUUCCAAAAGUUUCUUUCGUUUUAUAAGAAAGUAAUAGUUGUACAACAUUUUUCGUUUUAUAUUAUUUUAUUGAAUUACGUGUGAUCCACCUUUUUCCAAUUUAAUGUAAAAUAAUAUAGAAUAACAUAAAACAAAAUAUGUUGUGCAUCUGUCAUUUCUUUAUAAAACGAAAGAAACUUGGGACAACCUAAUAGGAAUUUACUUUUAUUAUCCAUUAUAAAAAUGGAUUGUUAAUCCUCUAGGAGAUACGAACAAUAUAAUUGCAAUUAAUAAGGAAUAAGCUAGCAUAACUUAAACCAGCUUUUGCAGAAAGCUAUUAGCUAAAGAUGUUUAUUAAACAAUGACAACAUGAAUUUUCUUAAGUACCCCAUUUGGUACUUAAUCUACUUCGAGGAGAGUCGUAUUUCGGAAAGUCAUCGGAACAUAUUAUACCUUGUAUGUGAUUAUUUGGAACACAAUGGAAAUCAGUGGACAUCAUGGAGAGAGAAGGCGAAACCAAAUUUGAAAAUUCGACAUCGGUAUAUAGACGUUAGCGAUGUAUUAUUCCGGGAAGCUCGUCUAUCUCCCGAACAUCGGGUUUGCGACAACAUCGAUUUGGAAAUUAUCGUUGCAGAGUAUGAAAAUUAUUACAAGAUGAAAUUUCAAAAAUAUCCCAUAUUGUGUAAGAAAAUAACUGGAAGGGAAAUGACGAGGGAAGUGACAAAUGCAAGCAAAACUGUUUGUAGAAGUAUUGAGACAAAAGCCAAAUCUGUUAGUAAACAAGCGAGAAGUGAGCCUGUGAAAGAGACGAAUCUACAGCAGAAGAUAACUGAUGACAAUACGAAUCAUAUUAAUCUCGCAAUGACAGUGACGUCAAUAUUCCCCAAUGAGAGUGAUGGACGUUCAUCAGAAGAGCUAUUUAACGUCCCAAUGGAACAAUCCAUGCAAUCGAAGAUAUUGAAAUGCAUUGAAAAGUUUUAUUCAGAUAAUCCGGAAUUACGAAAGAUUGCUGAGGACAUCUCAUGCAGAAGACGCCAUUUUAUCUUUGUAUCGUCACAGGAGAUCAUAGUAAACAAAUUAAAUGUACAUUGGGAUGACGUUAUAGGCCUAGAGGAAUGUAAAACCGCUGUUAAGGAGGCCGUUGUGUAUCCCCUUAAGUAUCAUAUCUUUUUUGAUGGCCCGUUUUCCCCCUGGAAAGGUAUUUUGCUGUACGGCCCACCUGGUACAGGGAAAACGAAGUUAGCGAAGGCAGUCGCGACAGAAUGCCAUUGCACCUUUUUUAACAUAACUGCCAGCUCAUUGGUCAGCAAAUGGAGAGGCGAUUCCGAGAAGUAUAUACGUGUAAGUUGCUUUGUCUAUGUUUUAUUUGAACUUGCCUAUAGUCAUUCGCCUACAAUUAUUUUUAUCGACGAGAUUGACUGGAUCGCCACAAAUAAAGGAGACUGUAUAUUGUCUGAACCUGCAAAGAGAUUCAGAUCAGAACUUCUUUCUAGAUUGGAUGGAUUAGUGUCUAAUGAGAAUUCUAAUGUAGUUCUUCUGGCUACAACUAAUUCCCCUUGGGGCAUUGAUGCAGCUUUACUCAGGCGUCUCGAAAAGCAAAUAUACGUAUCAUUACCCAAUGAAGUUGCUCGACUUGGUAUAUUCAAAUUAUACCUUAGCAACCACUUAUUAGAAAAUACAGAUAUUGUAAACCACAUAGUAAAAUGUACUGAAAGAUAUUCUUGUGCAGAUAUAAAAUUGCUUUGUAAGCAAGCGUGGCUACCAGAAAUAAGCCCGAUAUGGAGGAGACUUGAAAAGAAAGAAACACCUGUUACCACUUUGAAAUAUGAAUUAAAAAGUUAUGAAAUAUUAGCAAAAUUGUUACAAAAAAUGUCACCUACAGUUAUGCAAAUAGAUAAAUAUGAUACGUGGAACAAAUAAAUACGCAAUCGUAAGGACAGAUAUUGAAAAAUAUAAAUAAAUGGAUUAUCGUUCGAGAAAUCA